Messenger RNA from Plasmodium fragile, 3993 nucleotides. RefSeq lists its product as uncharacterized. The coding region runs from base 1 to 3993 and encodes 1330 amino acids. The transcript is spliced from 8 exons. NCBI's taxonomy places the organism in Eukaryota, Apicomplexa, Aconoidasida, Haemosporida, Plasmodiidae. The record is from RefSeq and is a predicted model, not a curated record.
AUGUCAGCAGCGAACCUAGCCCAGCUGUUGGCCCAAUGGGUACGGGAAGCGGGCAUUGACGAUCAGCAAGAGUAUGAGGCAAUGCUGUGGAACAAGACUAAAGAGGUCAUGGCAGAAUUUGUGAAUUACAUGGACGACGACAACAUAAUACCGUAUGCAGCGAACUGUGAUAACGCCGGAUGGGAGCACCACGGGUAUAAGGACGGUUCGCAGGGAGUAGGACAAAAGGUCGGCGAUAAAAUUAUAUGCGUACUUAUGGUAGGGGCAUUAUUUUUCAUGAAUUGGAGGCGUGGUGCAAAACCGGUUAGCGCACAGGAGGAUGACACCAGUGCAAGAAUAACGGAGCAUUUACGCUGCAUAAUAGUACAUAUGUUUAGCGCCGUAUUAAACGAAUCCGUGUGUCCAAGCGACUGGGGAACAUUUUAUGCAUGGUACCAAAUGAAAGGGAUGGGGCGUGGGAAAGGAGGUUUUCCGGCAGGUUUAAUACAGAGGGGAAUAUGUGACAGAGAAAUAGUCGCGGAUGGGAAAAUAGGGGAACUUAAGUUAAAUGCAGCAGUCAAAGACUGGUUAGGGCAAAAUACGAGACUCAAACAGCGGCUUCAGACAAUGAAGGGAACUAAAACAUGUCAGAAGAAAUGGCAGCCGGGAUGGAAAAUAGCGGAUUUAUUGGAUAACAACGAUAUGGAGCAUAAUGACACCUUAGGCAUUACUCAGAUAGUCGGCCAGUUGAGGGCCAGCAUGAAGGACAUAUUGCAGGAACUCGCGAGCGACCUGCAGCAAACUACACAAAAGAAGGCUCAGGACGAGACGCAGACGUCAGCGACGGAUGACAAAAACGGGGAGGCAGUAACGACGGCUACUGUGCCGGCUGCAACAACAGGAUCGACAGAGAAGGCAACGAGCACGACGGCAGACGCGCCGACACCAGGAGCAAACGUAGCAAGGAAGGACUCGGAGGAUGACGAACCACCAGCCAGACCACCACGACCCCCUAAACCACAGAACGGAAAUGAUCAAGGAGCACCGGGACAGGGAGCAGCAGGAUCGGGGGGCCCAGGACCCGUACCGCAACCCCCACCACCGGCACCACCAGCAUCCAUCUCUCCCCAGGCAGAACCACCAUCAUCAUCGCCGAAGGCAACAGAGGACCUCGCAAGCACACAAUCAGGUAAGACCACAGUAGUAAUUGCAGAAAGCACCAGUGUUCAACAGGAAUCUCCCAGGAGCGCGAACGAAUGUGAGAAAUUGGGGAAUGACCAUACCAAAAUUGGUGAAUGCCUUGAAAAAGUAAUGAACACGGCAGUACCAAAUGUUAGCACUCCUACGGACGAACCCGGUCACGGCGAUGCCGUCGCCGAUGGCACCAACGAUGACCCCCCUGCUCUCAAUCCACCCAAACCACCACCCAACCCGAACCCAAAUCAAUCGGGGAGCAGCCCCAGCGGCCCCGGCGGCGGCACUGGUCCUGGUGGAGGUGGUGUUUCUGGUGGGGAAGCAACGGGCGGUGCGGGUGAUGAACAGGAUGCUGGCGGCGCCGGCAGCGGAAGUGCAGGAGCAGGAGGUAGUAGUGGUGGUGGCGGAGGAGGAGGCGCUGGAGUUGGUGUUUCUGCUGGGGGGGGACAGGGCGGUGGCCAUGGGAAGACCAAGAGUGAGGCCACUGGCGGCUUCGACUUAGAUAACAUAAUUCCACGCCUGACAGCGAAGGCCUUAGGGGGGGGCUUUGUACCACCAACCUUACCAGAAAAUAAAUCCAGUUCAUCCAAUACAGACCAAGAGAAGGCAACGAGCACGACGGCAGACGCGCCGACACCAGGAGCAAACGUAGCAAGGAAGGACUCGGAGGAUGACGAACCACCAGCCAGACCACCACGACCCCCUAAACCACAGAACGGAAAUGAUCAAGGAGCACCGGGACAGGGAGCAGCAGGAUCGGGGGGCCCAGGACCCGUACCGCAACCCCCACCACCGGCACCACCAGCAUCCAUCUCUCCCCAGGCAGAACCACCAUCAUCAUCGCCGAAGGCAACAGAGGACCUCGCAAGCACACAAUCAGGUAAGACCACAGUAGUAAUUGCAGAAAGCACCAGUGUUCAACAGGAAUCUCCCAGGAGCGCGAACGAAUGUGAGAAAUUGGGGAAUGACCAUACCAAAAUUGGUGAAUGCCUUGAAAAAGUAAUGAACACGGCAGUACCAAAUGUUAGCACUCCUACGGACGAACCCGGUCACGGCGAUGCCGUCGCCGAUGGCACCAACGAUGACCCCCCUGCUCUCAAUCCACCCAAACCACCACCCAACCCGAACCCAAAUCAAUCGGGGAGCAGCCCCAGCGGCCCCGGCGGCGGCACUGGUCCUGGUGGAGGUGGUGUUUCUGGUGGGGAAGCAACGGGCGGUGCGGGUGAUGAACAGGAUGCUGGCGGCGCCGGCAGCGGAAGUGCAGGAGCAGGAGGUAGUAGUGGUGGUGGCGGAGGAGGAGGCGCUGGAGUUGGUGUUUCUGCUGGGGGGGGACAGGGCGGUGGCCAUGGGAAGACCAAGAGUGAGGCCACUGGCGGCUUCGACUUAGAUAACAUAAUUCCACGCCUGACAGCGAAGGCCUUAGGGGGGGGCUUUGUACCACCAACCUUACCAGAAAAUAAAUCCAGUUCAUCCAAUACAGACCAAGGUGGGCCGCAUAACGGCCCCUUCUUUCCCGAUCUAACCGCCGACGUCCUUACCGCCACUACUCCCGUACUCUUCUUCCUGUCCGCCGUCACCGUCGCACUUCUGGGUUAUUCCCUCUGGAAGUACUUUGCCUACCUCGCCAAACGACGACGAACGUAUCGAACCGUUCGUGACGUGCCAUCACCUCCACUCGACGAAGAAAUUCUAGACCAUCUACAACGCGGCGACCUACCGCCACCCGAUUACGGGUACACCUUGGUUAGGGAUAGGCAACCUGCGUCAACACCCGCACGCCGCGGACAACGCCCACCACGCGUGAAUCGCCGCACGAUCAUCGAGCUACAUCUAGAAGUGCUCCACGAAUGUGAAGCAGCCGAAUGGGAAAACGUCAAAGACGACUAUUUGCAGAUUGUCUUGGAGGAGUUUGCGCGUGACUUGGAGCGGGACCCGAUUAUGUGCAGUAGAAUCUUGGAUGUUCCGACCUCGCACGCCUCUUUAGCAACCCAUGAUUCGACAACCCUGCAUCCACCCACCGAUUCCGACGGAACAAAUCCAUUACCACCGAAUGCAGACGACCCCGAUCCAUGGCGUUGUAUGGAAACCAUACAGUUAGCAACGGACAAUUGUCCACCUAACGAAGAUGACUCCGAUGCAUGGAGUUGCACGGAAACCAUACAGUUAGCAACGGACCCUUCUGCUUCUAACGAACAGGACCCCGAUCCUUGGAGUUGUAUGGAAACCAUACAUACCGAAACAGAACAGCGUCGUGCUCAUUCCAAACCCGACCACGUGACGUCGUACUGCACCCAUUGGAUUAACUGGAUUGACCGCAGUAAACAUAUUCUGCGGGAGUGCACGACGCAGCCGUGGUUUCUGCAAUUAAAAGCGGAAUGGAAACAAUACCUGCGUGAGCACAUGGCGGCAAACGAGGACAACGUGCAUCGUGAACUAGGUGAAGCGGCAACCGUGCCGAUGAAGAAACUGGACUUGUGGAGAAACUGGGUAGCGCAACAACAUCGGCACAUGCGUAUGUAUGAGGAGGAGUGGUUCCAACAAUUGUUGAAUAAUGUACAGGAGGCGACAGUACCGGCAACGCGCGCAGUACCUGCAGUGGACCACGACUUAGAAGUGGAAAAUGUCAUGGCCGCAGAAGACAUACUAAGAGUGAGAGAUGUACCACGGUCGCAACCACUCCAUGAGCAAUCCUACCAGAAGAAACAACUCAUAGCCAAAUUGUGGAUGCUCCUUCUCGCGGCCGUAAUCGAAGAGUGCGAGCUCGAAAGCCGUCUGCAGGAGACGGAGUUAUAUGUGGAUGAACUACUGGACAAGCUCUGA